Oldenlandia corymbosa var. corymbosa is the source of this 5845-nucleotide messenger RNA. NCBI's taxonomy places the organism in Eukaryota, Viridiplantae, Streptophyta, Magnoliopsida, Gentianales, Rubiaceae. The record is from the annotation of a GenBank genome assembly.
AAAACCUUCAAAACCGCAAUGUAAAAGCGAGUCGUUUCCCAAUUUACACACACUCACACACUAAAGAAAACUGAGAAUUGAGGAACUAAAGACAGUAUAGUGAAAGGUGAAAAGAACAAGAGUCAAGAAGAAGUCAAGCUGAGCCCCCUUUUUCCGUACUCACUUUUGCCGCCACUUUCGGCCCUUCCGACUUGAUCAUCGCGGCCAUGGACGACGGCGGAGGCGGUGGCGAUUCCUGGAGUUUGAACGGCACCACCACCACCAUCACUCAACCUACAAGUUUUAGCUACGGCGCCACCUGUGAGGCAUCGGUGAUCACCCAGGAGUUGUCUAUGCUCUCGCUUCCUGAGAAUGGGGAGUCAUUUGGUCAAGUUCCGAAGAAGACAGAGAAAGACCCCAGAAUAAUUGCUCGAAGGUAUCAGACUGAACUUUGUAAGAAAGCCACGGAGGAGAAUGUUAUUGUGUGCCUAGGAACAGGUUGUGGGAAGACUCAUAUUGCUGUAUUGCUAAUCUUUGAGAUGGCUUCCUUCAUACGAAAGCCACAGAAAAACAUUUGCAUCUUUCUUGCUCCUACAGUGGCUUUGGUUCAGCAGCAAGCUAAAGUCAUUGAGGACUCCUUGGAUUUCAAAGUUGGAGUCUACUGUGGGAAUGCAAAGCGCCCGACGAGCCAUCAUGAUUGGGAAAAAGAGAUGGAGGACCAUGAGAUUCUUGUUAUGACACCACAGAUUCUGUUACAUAAUCUUAACCACAGUUUUAUCAAGAUAGAGCUUAUUGCGCUGCUUAUAUUUGAUGAAUGUCAUUAUGCCCAGCCUGGGAGCAAUCACCCUUAUUCUGAAAUUAUGAAGGUCUUCUACAAAUGCAAUCUAGUCAAACUUCCCCGUAUAUUUGGCAUGACUGCAUCUCCAAUACUGGGGAAAGGUGCAUCCCUUGUUGGUCUCGAGACAUUAUUACGUGCUAAGGUUUAUUCUGUGGAAGAGUUAGAGCUUCAACAUUUUGUUGCUUCGCCAAAGCUUCAUGUGUAUUAUUAUAAUCCAGUUAUGAAUGGUUCUUCUGCUUAUGCAAUUUGCCACAAGAAACUUGAAAAGAUUAAGCAUGAGUCUGUGUCUGCUCUUCCUCGAAACAUUGGUGACCAUGAUACUCUUCGAAGUACUAAGAAGAUGCUUCAAAGGCUGCAUGGCAACAUCCUCUUUUGUAUGGAACAUGUAGGUCUGUGGGGAGCUUUACAGGCAAGCCGUAUCUUUUUGAAGGGUGAUCAAUAUGAGGGGGACGAGUUGUCGGAGGUAGAAGAAAAUGCUGAUUGCUCCAUAUGUGACCAAUAUCUAACUCAAGCUAAAUCUAUCCUUGCUUCUGCUUGUAGAGAAGAUGGUAAUGAACCCGACUUAUCCCUGGUGGAGGUCCUGAAGGAGCCUUUUUUCUCUAGCAAGCUUUUACGGCUGAUUGGAAUUCUUCGCGACUUCAGGUUACAACCAAAUCUGAAAUGCAUAGUCUUCGUCAACAGGAUUGUGACUGCAAGGACCUUAUCAUACAUACUUAAAAAUCUUAAAUUUCUUUCUUCCUGGAAGUGUGAUUAUCUUUUAGGGGUACACUCUGGCCUGAAAAGUAGGUCCCGGAAAAACACAAAUGUCAUUCUUGAGAAGUUCAGAUCCAGUGAGCUGAACUUGUUAAUCGCGACUAAGGUGGGUGAAGAGGGACUUGAUAUUCAGACGUGCUGCCUCGUAAUACGGUUUGAUCUUCCAGAAACUGUGGCUAGUUUUAUACAGUCUCGAGGCCGUGCUAGGAUGCCACAGUCUGAAUAUGCAUUUUUGGUUAAUAGGUGCUCUCUUGAAGCAAAUCUACCUGGCCUUAUCUGGAGUUUAAAUUGUUUCCUCACAGUAGGCAUUUUCAUUUUUUUUUUUUGUUGCAGUUACAGUGAAAAUGAGAGAAACUUGAUCAAACAUUUUAGGAACGAUGAAUCUAAGAUAAACACUGAAAUUUCAUCAAGGAAAUCUCAAUUUACUAUGAUUGAUUUUGAAGAGAAAACCUACCAAGUGGAUUCAACUGGGGCCACAAUCAGUUCAGCGUCUAGUGUAUCUCUGCUUCAUCGCUAUUGUUCAAAGCUUUGGCAUGAUGAAUAUUUCUACCCAAAACCCCAGUUCUUUUACAUGGAUGAUAAAGAGGGCAUGAUCUGCCACAUAGUUCUCCCAUCAAAUGCUCCAUUCCGGGAGAUAGUGAGUGACCCGCAGCCUUCAUUUGAAGUGGCUAAAAAGGAUGCCUGUUUGAAAGCAUGCAAGGCUUUACAUGAAGUCGGAGCCCUAACUGAUCAUCUUUUGCCAGAAGAAUAUAAUGAAUGUGAUGAAGUAGAUGAUGAUUUCUCUGAUUUAGAGAUCUUUGAUGAUGAUGAUUCACGUAAAGAACUCCAUGAGAUGCUUAUCCCUGCUGCCUUUAGAGAAAAGUGGAAUGCGUUGGACAAUUGUGUUUCCCUUCGUGUUUACCAUUUUAAAUUCUGUCCGAAUCCAGUGGACAGGGUUUAUAAAAAUUUUGCACUUUUUGUGAAAGCAUCUCUACCGGAAGAGGCUGAGAAAAUGAAACUUGAUCUUCAUUUGGACCGUGGUAGAUCUGUUUCCACCGAGCUUGUUCCUUCUGGAGUAGUAGAUUUUGAAAAAGAUGAGCUGGUGGAAGCUGAAAAAUUCCAGAGAAUGUUUCUUAAGAUCAUCCUAGAUCGGGCUGAAUUGAGUGCGAACUUCGUGUCGUUGGAAGACAAAGUCACAUGCAACUCAUUCUCAUCAACCUCAUAUUUGCUACUUCCUGUCCUCUUUAACGAAAAGAACAAGAUUUCUGUUGACUGGAAAGUGGUUAGGAGAUGUCUAUUGUCACCAAUUUUUCGGGCUCCUGAAUGUGCAGAAGAUCCUGAAGUUUCUCAGUUCAAACGACAGUUGCAGCUCGCGAAUGGAAUCAAGAGUGAAGAGGAUGUUUUGAACAGUUUGGUGUAUGUCCCGUGCAGGGACACAUUCUUUUUUGUUUCUGACAUUGUGUUUGACAAAAAUGGAUACAGUUUAAUCAAGGAUGUGAAGAAUCAUGUACAGCACUAUCUUGAUAAGUUUAACAUUAGUCUUAAGUUUCCUCAUCAACCACUUUUGAAAGCAAAACAACUAUUUUGUCUGGACAACUUGCUACGGAAGAAAGGGUACUCAGAGCAACGUGAAAAAGAGGAACACAUGAUAGAAUUGCCUCCAGAGAUUUGCCAGUUGAAGGUGGUUGGGUUUUCUAAGGAUAUCGGGAGUUCCUUGUCUUUGUUGCCUUCAAUUAUGCAUCGUCUAGAAGGCCUGCUUGUUGCAACUGAGCUUAAGAACAAAUUAUCUGCAUCAUUUCCAGAAGGAGCAGAGAUAACGGUUGAUCAUGUUCUUGAAGCCCUUACGACAGAGAAAUGUAAUGAGCACUUUUCUCUUGAAAGAUUUGAGGUGCUUGGUGAUGCAUUCCUCAAGUUUGCAGUUGCGAGGCAUCUGUUUCUUUUACAUGAUUCCCUAGAUGAAGGACAGCUGACUAGAAAGCGAUCUAAGAUGGUCAAUAAUUCAAAUUUACUUUAUCUGGCUACGAAAAAGAAUCUGCAGGUAUAUAUACGUGAUCAGUCAUUUGAACCUAAAGAUUUCUUUGCACUGGGCCGUCCUUGUCCUGUAAUUUGUAGCAAGGAAACAGAAAAGGAAAUACACUCUGUACAUGGAAGUAAAGCAAAUGGUGAAAAUGCUGAAGUUAGAUGCAGCAGAUGCCAUCACUGGUUGCAUAAGAAAACCAUUGCAGAUGUGCUCGAGUCGCUUGUAGGUGCAUUUCUUGUAGAUUCUGGCUUCAAAGGAGCAACUGCAUUCCUCAAGUGGAUUGGUAUCGAAAUUGAUUGCGAAGAUUCACGAUGUUGUAACAUUUGCUCCUCUAGCUCAAUUUUUCUUCCAUUGGCAAAUCACGAAAAAAUGGAUUUAUCCGCUCUUGAGAGUCUGUUAGACUAUCAGUUUACACAUAAAGGUUUACUUAUUCAAGCAUUUAUCCACCCUUCCUAUAACAACCACUCUGGAGGCUGCUACCAGAGACUUGAAUUCCUUGGAGAUGCCGUCUUGGAUUAUCUGAUUACAUCUUAUCUAUUCUCCGUGUAUCCCAAAUUGAAGCCUGGUCAAUUGACGGAUUUGAGAUCAGCGUCUGUAAACAAUACAUCUAUUGCUGAAAUUGCAAUUCGUUACUCCUUUCACAAGUUCAUUAUUUGUGAUUCUAGUGAACUGUCCAAGGCAAUUGAGAAAUAUGUCAGGUUCACGCAAACUGCAGAAAAAGGAGAGGCUGAUGAUCCAACUUGUCCAAAGGCCCUGGGUGACUUGGUUGAGUCUUGCAUGGGUGCCAUUCUUCUGGACUCGGGAUUCAAUCUAGAGCGUGUCUGGAGGAUAAUGCUCUCUUUUUUAAACCCAAACAUGAGUUUCUCUAAGCUUUGGAUUAAUCCGGUUAGAGAUCUUCGGGAACUUUGUCAGUGUCAUAAUCUGGAUCUGCAAUUUUCAUCUUCGAAGAGGAAUGGAAGAUUUUCUGUUCAAGCAAAAGUGAAGUUAGGAGAUAAUUAUGUUCAAGACAGUGCUGUUCAUGUCAGCAAGAAGUCUGCUCAAAGAAUGGCUUCAAAACUACUAUAUUCACAAUUGAAGGAUCAAGGUCUUAGAUCCAAGUCUAAAUCAUUGGAAGAAGUGCUAAAAGAAACCAAAAAAAUGACGGCACAAUUGAUUGGAUAUGAUGAGGUGCCUUGGGAUGUUACAGCUAAACUUCAAGACUUGAAGUUGCAGGAUGUUAAGGGAACUGAUUUUGACAGAAAAGUGCAUCCCCUCAAUGAAGUCAACCGAAACAAUGGUGAUGAUAGUCACAAGCUCAUAAGGCGGAGGGAUAUCGGGGUGACUAAAAAUCAAGUCCGCCACGUUAUUACUCAGGGAAAAGGUAUCUGUAGUUUGUCUUAUGUUUCCUCAAUUAGAAAUUGUAGUUUUCUCACUUGAACGUGAUGACAGUUGGAUUGCAUAAUGGAACCCCUAAAUCGCGGCUGUACGAGUUCUGUGCCACCAACUACUGGAAACCACCUACAUUCGAAUGCUGCAAGGAAACUGGAGAGAGCCACUUGAGGCAAUUCACGUUCAAGGCGGUCGUGCAAAUUGGAGAUGGGCAGAAUCAAGUGGUGGAAUGUUACGGGGGAAGCAAAGGAAAGAAAAAGGAAGCAGAGCAAGAUGCAGCUGAAGGUGUGCUGUGGUACCUGGAACGUGAAGGUUAUUUAGGGCAACAGAAAUGAGGUUCGAGAAAAGCGGGUGCUACUGCUAAGUACUAAUUUAAUUCUCUGAAACUGGUUAUUCUCUCGGUAAUAUGUAUAUUCUUGUAUGAUAGUAUUUUGGUAGCAGCCUCAUAUGAUCUCAUAUGCUAUGGUAUAUGUGAUGUAGUAGAAAUCGGGUUCAAUAGUUGGAAGCCCCCUCUGACGUAAAUGUCAUCUUUUGAGGACUGUUAAUGUUUCCUCUUACGGUCUGGGGAGGAGACAGCGGGUGAAAAAAAAAAAAAAAAACCCAUCUUUAAGAUCUAGUAGUUGUACCAUACUGAUGAUGAUUGGGAACUGUUGUUAACGUAAAACGAGCAUUAUUUUGACUGGAAGUGAAAUGCUGGUCUAGCACUGUUAUUUUAUGGAGUUAAUAAUAUGCUAUGAUCUUUCAAAAUUGUUGAGGAAGCAUAUUGGGAGGUGUAAGUUGGAUGCAUGACAGGUUAACAAAAGUGGGGUUUUUUUUUUUUUGGACUGGAUGGAAUCAACAACAUCAGUUAUGUUAUUAUUAUAAUAAUUAUCUCUCAGUGGAACGGGGUGGACUGGAUGGAAUCAGCA